This is a messenger RNA of Colossoma macropomum (tambaqui), 3014 nucleotides long. It is a transcript of the gene trpc6a, whose product is annotated as transient receptor potential cation channel, subfamily C, member 6a. Gene Ontology annotation, molecular function: inositol 1,4,5 trisphosphate binding; store-operated calcium channel activity; protein binding. NCBI's taxonomy places the organism in Eukaryota, Metazoa, Chordata, Actinopteri, Characiformes, Serrasalmidae. Gene Ontology annotation, cellular component: cation channel complex; membrane. The coding region runs from base 124 to 2727 and encodes 867 amino acids. The transcript is spliced from 12 exons. The record is from RefSeq and is a predicted model, not a curated record. Gene Ontology annotation, biological process: manganese ion transport; calcium ion transmembrane transport; regulation of cytosolic calcium ion concentration.
GGAGAAGGUGCUUUGCCCAAGAAUAGAUCCCAGUUCAUCAGUUACUGCUGGAUGUUUGGAUUACGAGUGCUCUCAGCUACUGUUGCUUAGCGUGGUUUGAGUUUGAUUGCUUUAGUUGGAAAAAUGAAUCAAAGGAGACCUGUUUUGGAGGAUAAUUGUCAGGCAAAAUACUACAGUGUUGAAAAGAGGAACAGAAGUAAAGACAAUCUUCUGAUGAAUGCUGAUUUUGGUGAGGAGUGUUGUGGCAAUCAUGGACAUUACCAUAGCGACUGCAUACAUCAGGCUCGACAGACUUUGGCCAAAAGUAGGAGGCAAGCAGUGAGAGGGGCAGCGUACAUGUUCAAUGCACACCCCAACAGCCUGACACUAGUGGAGGAACGCUUCCUUGAUGCUGCUGAGUAUGGAAACAUUCCUGUAGUGCGCAGAAUGCUCGAGGAGAUUCCUGGGCUGGAUGUAAACUGUGUAGACUACAUGGGCCAGAAUGCAUUGCAGCUGGCAGUGGCAAAUGAACAUCUGGAGGUUACAGAACUUCUGUUAAAGAGAGACAACCUGUCUCGGAUUGGGGAUGCACUUCUUUUGGCCAUAAGUAAAGGCUAUAUACGAAUUGUUGAGGCCAUUUUAAGCCAUAAGGCCUUCGCAGACUCCAGAAGACUAACAGCCAGCCCACGACAGGCAGCAAUGCAUGAUGACUUCUUUGCAUAUGACGAAGACGGGUCACGCUUUUCUCAUGAUAUUACACCAAUCAUCCUAGCAUCUCACUGCCACGAGUAUGAGAUUGUGCACAUUCUUUUGGGGAGGGGUGCUCGUAUCGAGCAGCCUCAUGACUACUUCUGUACCUGUGACGCCUGCAAUUACCAUCAGAAGUAUGAUUCCUUCAGCCACUCACGUUCACGUAUCAAUGCCUACAGAGGGCUGGCCAGUCCAGCUUACCUUUCUCUGUCCAAUGAAGACCCUGUGUUGGCUGCCUUAGAGCUCAGCAACCAGCUCGCUUGUUUGGCCAACAUUGAGAAGGAAUUUAAGAAUGAUUAUAGGAAACUCUCUCUCCAAUGCAAAGACUUCGUAGUUGGGCUUCUGGAUCUGUGUCGGAACACAGAGGAAGUGGAGGCCAUUUUGAAUGGAGAGGAGGACGACAGCUGCGAACUGCCUGGCCGCCCAAGUCUCACCCGACUGAACCUUGCAAUAAAGUAUGAACUGAAAAAGUUUGUUGCACAUCCUAACUGUCAACAACAGCUCCUCUCAAUCUGGUACGAGAAUCUCUCUGGAUUGAGGCAGCAGACCACAGCUGUAAAGCUGUUGGUGGUCUUGGGUGUUGCAAUAGGACUGCCCUUCUUAGCCAUGGUGUACUGGGUGGCACCAUGCAGUAAGCUGGGAAAAAUCAUGAGAGGGCCGUUUAUGAAGUUUGUGGCUCAUGCAGCGUCUUUCACUAUUUUCCUUGGCUUGUUGGUCCUUAAUGCAUCAGAUCGUUUUGAUGGGACUAAACUGUUGCCAAAUAUGACCAUCCAUGACUAUCCAACACAGCUGUUCCGCAUGAAAACAACUCCCUGCACAUGGAUGGAGAUGCUCAUCAUCUUCUGGGUUAUAGGGAUGAUCUGGGCAGAGUGCAAGGAGAUCUGGUCUCAGGGUCCGAGAGAAUACCUGCUUGAACCUUGGAAUAUGUUGGAUUUUGGAAUGUUAGCCAUUUUUAUAGCCGCCUUUGUCACAAGGAUAAUGGCUUUCUGGCAUGCAUAUGCAGCUCAAUGUUAUGUUGACAAGCACUACACGAAUAUAACAAACAUCACUUUGCCUCUGGAGGUGGAGUACUUCAGACUGGCUCGUAUUGACUGGCUGCCAUCAGAUCCUCAGCUGGUUUCGGAAGGGCUCUAUGCCAUUGCAGUGGUUUUGAGCUUUUCUCGAAUCGCGUACAUCCUCCCAGCCAAUGAGAGCUUUGGGCCGCUGCAGAUCUCUUUGGGACGGACUGUAAAAGACAUCUUCAAGUUCAUGGUGAUCUUCAUUUUGGUCUUUCUGGCCUUCAUGAUUGGAAUGUUCAACCUGUAUUCAUAUUAUUUGGGUGCUAAACAAAACGACGCAUUCACAACCAUAGAAGAAAGCUUCAAAACAUUGUUCUGGGCAAUUUUUGGACUUUCUGAGGUCAAGUCAGUGAUUGUAAACAACGGACACAAGUUCAUCGAGAACACCGGAUACGUUCUCUAUGGAGUGUACAACGUCACCAUGGUUAUUGUCUUACUCAACAUGCUCAUCGCCAUGAUCAACAGCUCCUUUCAGGAGAUUGAGGAUGAUGCAGACGUGGAGUGGAAGUUCGCCCGUGCCAAGCUUUGGUUCUCCUACUUUGAGGAGGGCAGGACCCUCCCUGUGCCGUUCAACCUAGUGCCUAGCCCAAAGUCUGUGUUAGGGCUGGGUUUGGGCGUGAAGGCCCUUCUUCUGAAGCUCCUUGAGAAACACAAGGCCAUAACGAAGGGCGAGGCAGAGCUUAGUGAGUUAGGAGACAACAAAGGCACCAGAGAGACAAGUCUUCGAUAUAAGAAGAUUAUGAAGCGCCUCAUCAAGCGGUACAUCAUCAAAGCUCAAAUGGACAAAGAAAGUGAUGAAGUCAAUGAAGGUGAGCUAAAGGAAAUAAAGCAAGACAUUUCCAGCUUGCGCUAUGAGCUUCUGGAGGAAAAGUCUUAUAACAUGGAGAACAUGGCUGAGCUUAUCAAGAAACUUGAAAAGAAUCUGUCUUGUUUGGACUGAGAAAGAAUGAACCCUCACUGGGAAGUUUGCUACGAUGUGAUGCUAUCUUCUGUGGAAAUGUUCAACUUUAAUCAGUGCAAGACUGUGUGCACAACAUCUACAGAUGUCUUUUUGCCUAUAUAUGGAUUACUGUCCUUGAGAGCUGUGAAGAGUAAUUCUGUUUUUUAGUAGCCUAUCAGUUCAUUGGAGCUAUUUAUGUAAUGACUGAAAUUUUGUGGCCUUAAAUGAUAAUGACUGAAAAUAUGGCGUUUACUGAACUUAUAAUACAAACCAUACAUCACCAUAAA